CGGCCAGCCGCGGCGUCCGCACGCACUCUCGGUUGAAUCCCAGCACGCCGGGGCGCGGCAACGCCUGCCGAAGCAUCCCCGAGGAUCGGCCGUUGAACGUGUGCGCUUUCACCCCCGCGUCCUCCGAUGACAGGCCGGACAUCGGCGCGAAGAUGACGAGGGAGAAGCCGGAUCGGUAGCCGAACAUCUAUACAUUCCCCCGAGGAUUCUGCUAACGUUUGCCUCUGUAUAUUCGCGUCUCUCCGAGAGUGCGGAUUCUGUAUAGGAUAAGUGCUGCGGAGGAGGAUAUUAUCGACGACAUUAUUUAGAGAAACAAGAUAUUAGAUCGUAACGACGGUGCGCGCCUCGUCGUUGCGAUUUGAAAUUGCGCUAAAAGGAGCUUUUAGAGAUUCUAUUCUUUAGAGAUUGUGGGUGUUGUUGACUGAGAAGAAGUAUUUCUGAAUAUGCAUCACGUUCGAGCACUGCGCGCGUUAUAUAUCUGCGAAAUCAUAGUGGAUAUAUAAAAACAGCUGUUUGAGAGUUUCUUCUCUUCAAGCUCACAUGCGCAAGGACGCAAGAUUCGACCGAAUGAAUACAAUCGAUGGAUGCACCUUCUCUGGGGAUGUGUACGUCAUUAAGCAUAACACACAACCAAAUAGAUCUAGGAAGAAAAAAAUGAGCAAAACGCUCAGUGGGACGGAGAAGAGACAGAAGAGAUAGUGCCGAGGCUCCACCCAUUAUAGAUUAUCGCGUGGAUGCGCCGCAGUUGUUAUCACUGGAAAGAGUUACGGUGGCACAAGUAGUUAUCGGAUAAAAGUAGGGGGCUCCGUUCCAGAUGCUUAAUGAACUCGAACAGGCCUGAUUCAUAUUAUCUGUGACCAGUCAGUUUUUUUUAUUGUACAUAUCGGAAAGGAUACGAUGAUAUGACGAAAAAGAUAUGACGAUAUGCAGAUUCAACAUGUCUAGAAGAGAUGGUUCGCAGGCUGGCGAUCAGCAAACAGAUGGGACCUAAAACCGAACAAGCUCGUUCGAAAACAGCAUGUCGAGCAAGAGUAAAUUAAUUCGCACAAUAAACACGUGCCGACCAUCUCGGAAGAGCAGCUUCGCUGCCCGCGCAAAAGUUAUCGCUUAAAUGUACGUACCGAAUCGAGAAUUAGAAACAAGUCGUGGCGAUUAAACCGAAACGCCCCUUAAACGAGUGUAGCGAUAUAUUGUUAUAUAUGCCGACAGAAUGGCAGCGGCGUACCGCAGUCAACGUUCCAGAAGUCUUCCAGGUCCGCGCAACGGCCGCUAGAUUAAACGCGAAACGUCAACGAGGGGGCUAGGUCGCAUAGUGAAAUUAAUUGCGCCCAUAAUUUCAUAAUCUCUCGUAAUCUCUCGUAAUCGUCAUUACGAAAUUCAUGGACCACACGAACAUAUCGCGACUUCGUCGAAGAAACGUGAGUCUAAUGACCGUUAAGAGAAGAAGAGAAACAACGAAAAGAGAGACACCUUUUGCCACUCCUCAGCUCACUUAGAUAGACAAUCAUUGGGAGAAGAGCGUUCUGCUUGCGAUGCAGAAUAGACACGUUUGAGUUAUGGCGUGCGUGCUACACUACGGGCUAAUCUCCUUCUAAAAUACUGCGCUACGUUCGAUGUAAUUUGUUUAUGCGCUUUUUUCAUGCGGAAUUACAAUAUUCAUGAGCUUCGCAAUGAGUAAUCGUGUCUACGGAACGAUAUGAGAACGAUAUACAUAAGGAAAUAAGAAACUCUUGACCUUUGCAAAGAGUGAUGGAAAAUAGAAGGACCAAGACUGCUCAAUUUAAUUCUAUCUCCUAAGCUGCCGUUCUUCGUGAGAAAAUUUCGACACAAUAAUGGCAAACGGAUAAAUGUAGCGGUAUACUCAAUAAUAGAUUUCUUUUGUAUUGCACAUAAACGGAGCCCAAAUUUUAAUCCGCGAGUUCCAAUUUAGGCCAAUUAGCGAGACAGAUGUCUAAACCGAAAGUGAUAUCGGUGUCCUGUUAUCGCUACCGUAGAGACAAACGCGCUGGACAUAAUGUACGUACUGACCGUGCAAUUCUACGUUACACAUACGAAAGUGCUUGAUGCAUACAACCGCUCUGUUAUGCGUGAACACCACUCUCCCGAGGAGGCACUGUUUCGCGGCGGCAAAAGAGCUGUUGACGAUGAGUGUGAAUCUACCACGGCAUUAAUCAAAACUAAAAUACAAAAGGGUGGUCUGCGACUACGAAGAUGGCUAAUCGUGCUAUUAGUUUUCCUGUUAACGUCGCUUCUCAUUAUCAACAGCUACAAUACCGGUCAGUUUCGGAUCAUCCGAUUCGGAGCAAUGGCCAAACCGACUGCCCAAGAUAUGAUAACGCAGGAAUAUGCACCAACAACGCCAAACGUAUACAUGCCAAUAGGCAACGGUGGUUUUCUAGUUCGCAACAAGGGAUGUCGGUUACCAGCGAUGGAUCCUUUCGAUCCUGCGGUUCAACAUUUCAUAACAAAAGAUGUGUUCGAAUGCGAGUAUGGAAACUCUCCGCCAUUGAUUGAAUCGAACAAUACCGCAUUAUUCGUUAACCCACUUGCGUGGAACGAAUUCUACAACAGUCCGGGCGGCAUAAGUUGCUGCUGGCGACCAUUUUGGCGAACAAAAGACAAUGACAAUGCUGUUACGUAUGACACACAGUGCUAUCCUUUCCAAGAUUCCUGCGCUGUGAAUGCCGAAUUCGUAAAGGUCGAGUGUUACCAGAAUAACGAGAUGGUGUACAAGGAUUACUACGCUUUCCUACCGCGUAAGCCCUUGGUAGAGGAAAGAUGCAGGCAGGCGCUGCGAAUGGAUACGCUCGUCGACGAUCGCCUCAGUGUUCUCGUUAUCGGGCUCGACUCGGUUUCCAGGAUGAACUUUCACAGAAUGAUGCCGAAGACCGUAAGGUCGCUUCAGUCCCUCGGUGCCGUGGAGAUGUUGGGCUACACCAAGGUUGCCGAUAACACAUACCCGAACCUCGUCCCGGUGCUGAGCGGCCUGAAUCAGGACGAGUUCCGGGAUCUGUGCUGGCAGUUGUCUAACAAAACUUUCGACGAAUGCCCGCUCUUGUGGAAGGAUUUCAGUGCCGCUGGCUAUCGCACGGUGUUCGGCGAGGACGCCUACACCAUGACCACGUUCAAUUACCUGAAACCGGGAUUCCGCGAGCAACCGACAGAUUACUAUUUGAGGCCGUAUUGCGUCGCUGCCGAGACCGACAUCGGCAACACCCACAAGCUGAACGCCAAUCUCUGCAUCGGCACCAGGAAGACCUUCGACUGCAUGCUGGAUUACACUCGCAAGACGGCGAUCGAGUUCUCCUCGGAGCUCUACUUCGCCUUCAUCUGGCAAGCGAGUCUUACCCACGAUUACUUCACGUAUCCUCAGCUGGGCGACGACUCCUAUCACGAGUUCGUCGAGUACGCGUCGCGGGAAGGUCUGCUGGAUCGCACCGCCUUGAUCGUGAUGAGCGAUCACGGUAUGAGGUGGGGCGACUUCCGACAAACGUACCAGGGAAAGAUCGAGGACAGUCUACCCUUCGUCUUCAUCGUGCUGCCGAGAUGGUGGCGCGAGAAGUUCCCGCUGGCCUGGGGCAACUUGCGAAGGAACAGUCACAGCCUCGCGACACCCUUCGACCUACACGAGACGCUGACGGAUCUGCUGAACCCGCACCGUCUGCGCGAGUCGUUCCUCAAGAGGCGCAUCAAAGUCCAGGCCGCGUCUUCUAUUCCGCGUGGCAUCAGUUGGUUCCUGCCGGUGCCGGACAUUCGCACCUGCGACAUGGCGCACAUCGCGAAUCACUGGUGCAUGUGUCACACCAGCAACACGGUCUCGUGGAACGACACCGGCCUGCAGGACAGCGUGUCGUUUCUCGUCAGAGAGCUCAACGACAUGUUGCGCAGGUAUCCAAUGUGCGCGACCUUGAACUUGAAGAGGAUCAAGGACGCGAAGGUGUGGCUGGAUAAGACGGACGGCGCGAUGCUGACGGAUUACACGGUGGUUAUACAGACCACGCCGGGUGACGCGAUCUUCGAGGGUACGGUACGCUACAAAGCGGACGACAAUAGCCGCAAGUUGGCCGGGUCGGUCAGCAGGCUGAACGCCUACGGCACCCAGAGUGCCUGCGUUGACGAGUUCAACAUGCGACUGUAUUGUUACUGUCUUUAGGCACGACAUAUCCGAUUGGACCGAGUGAUCGACCUUUUGUAUCUAAUAAUUUCAAUCUCCAGCCCUUGGAGCAACUUCUCCAGACAACGUGCACGUUUAAAAGACGCCCUCGAGCCGCCGAGACGUCCUUUAGACACGCGUUUCUUUUUCACGGAGAUUCCCCGGACAUAGGAUUCGGUUCAAUUAGAUUUGGAUUCGGAAGAAUCGUCACGAUGCUGAACCGUUUCGACAACCCAGAUAGCACAGGAUAUCCAAAAGGAAUUAUCAAGGAUUCUUUGUGAAUUCCUGAAAUAAAUUAUUUCUUUAUCUCAUUUCUUCUACUUGUCAAAACAUUUUCAAGAGUUGAAAAGGAAUUCGCCCUUAUGUUAAAAAUUCUGAGCCCUUUUUCGAAUAUGAAGAUAAUUCUUUUCGUACUCCGUAAGAAUUAGCACCGGAAAGGAAUUCUUUCGGAGUUAUAAUUUCGCACACAUCACAAUAAUUCAUAAAUGAUUUUAAAAGGUGAAUUCUUUUCGAGUUCAUAAUGAUCUCUCCUGUACAAUUUGAAAAGUUACAUAUUCGAGAGCUACAUUUCGAGUAGAAUGUUGCUGCUUCCAUCUUAUUUCCGGAUGUUAACGCAACGUUUUUAUAUGUACAGUCAAAUAAAAUGGCUUGAUGAGUGACAUCGAGCAUCGCGCGAGUUUGUAUCCUCGAGAAUAUCGUGUUUAUGGAGCCUUUAUCGUAUAUGUGAACGCAAUUGCAUAACUUAAUAUUUAUUUAUGCAUAUAUUCUUCCAUAUAGCAUUAUCGAAUAAUUUAAUCAGUCAAUAAUUAAGGUAUUUACGAGCAUUAAGGAGCAGUCUAUCUUGCGGGCUCGAGAUUCUCAAGAUAUUUUAAAAGAAAAAGCUAUAUACAUCCAAACUUUUACAUACAAAUUUACCGAUAUUUCUUUGCUACGAAAAUAAUUGUUUUUGUUGUUAUACAACGUUAACGUAUUACAAAAAUAUAUCCUGUCUUCCUGGCGAAAACAAUAAGUUAUCGCAAUCAUUUAACAUAAAUUCAAAUAUUUCAAUUUUUGUUUCUUUAAUCUCAAUUGUCCAUGGAAUAAACCGGAAUUGUUGAGAAAAAUGACAUUUUUCAAAAUGGCGGCACUUCAAAGUUAAGGAAAAAGUUUUUAAUACGAGAAAGCUGCGACUUCAAUGUGUGAUCCCAAAAAUAGAUAUUUUAGAGUGAUUUUGCGCAAUGCUAAUUGUGCAAAUAAUAUUGCAAAUAGAAUAAUAUUGCGAUAGUUCGAGAUUUAUCUCACGCACAAAAAGAGAAAGCAAAUGUUUAUUCAAGCCCUUCUCGGAUGUUCAUUUCGGUAAAAUAACAAAUAAUUAAUUUCUCAAAUUAAAAAAUUAAAAAAUUUAAUACAUACAAUAUCUAUAAAUGCUCUUUUUAAGUACAUGUGGCCAUUUUCAAUAAAGUUUCAUCUAGUUUCUUUCAAAAACAGAAACUAGAUGAAAGAAUUUCAUAAGUGACCAAAAUUAUUCUUUACACUUUAUUACAUUUCAUUAUCAAAGAAAGCAAGUUAUAGCAAUGUGUGGUGAAAAAUUAUACUUUUAUCACUAGCAAUUAAAUCUAUGAUUUCAGUAAAUAAACCUCGCAGAGUGCUUCGUGAUAAUAAAACUUGUAAGUAAACUAUAAAAUUAUAUCCGCGCAUUGUAAUUUCACAAACUUUUCGAAUUUCGGCUUAAAACUGCAGGAGUACAUUUUGAGAACAUUAAACUUUAAAAUUGUAUUUAAAAAUCGACUUUUUUACUUUCCAAGGUAGACUAUCUCCUUGAUGUAAAACUGACUAAGCGCUCGCUUUGCAUCUCUCUCAUUGCGCGCGUUUCUUUCUCCUUCGUUCACUUACUUGUUUACUCGCGUGACAUGGCGUCUAGUAAAACAGCUUUGCACUCGAGAAGAAAAUAUAUUUCAUCCACUAUAAUUUGUAUCAAAAUGACUUAUACUUAUUAUACGGACUCUCUUGUCAGUUCUUAAUUAAGGCUAAACCAAUAAACUUUUAAUAUCUGUAUGAACUUGAUAUGUAAUAACAUAUUACGGCGAUCAAUUCAGUGACCAAUCCGCCGAUUCUCUAUACAAAUAAAAAAUAUUUUACUAUUUU
This is a messenger RNA of Vollenhovia emeryi, 6277 nucleotides long. RefSeq lists its product as uncharacterized. The transcript is spliced from 5 exons. The coding region runs from base 2015 to 4153 and encodes 712 amino acids. The record is from RefSeq and is a predicted model, not a curated record. Lineage: Eukaryota; Metazoa; Arthropoda; Insecta; Hymenoptera; Formicidae.